This is a messenger RNA of Eruca vesicaria subsp. sativa (arugula), 2932 nucleotides long. The record is from the annotation of a GenBank genome assembly. NCBI's taxonomy places the organism in Eukaryota, Viridiplantae, Streptophyta, Magnoliopsida, Brassicales, Brassicaceae.
UAAGUCCGUCUGUCCUUGCAAAGUGAUUGAGUGUGAAUCACGAGUACAGAUUCAACUACAACCGUCGCUUAAAUUUGACCAACUAUAUAAUAUGUGUAUUGUUCAGAUAUACAAUGAGAAAAUGAGGAACUAAAACAUUUUAAAUUUUCGAAAUUCUAAUUUCUUUUCCUUUACUCUUUUUAAAUAAUUGAAAGUACUUCAUAAAAUGCAAUAAGUAAGAACAAUCCAUGCCUAUAUCAUCACGCUCAUCUAACGCGCGUCAACACCACAUAACCUUUGAGUAGAUGCUGCGUGAGAGACACCAGCAACGGAGCCGUGGAAGAAAGCAUAGAGACUGUGUCUAUACAUAAUUUAAGUCCAAUAUCUUUUUCCGAGUGGCACUUUAUCAUUAUUAUUAUUUUUUCCCUCUUAUUUCUCACUACAUAUCGAUUAACCCUAAAGAAAACUUAUCUUCUGAAUCUAUUAAGUAGAUCUCUAAUCUCUUUAUUAUCUAUAUAGACUCUUUGUAUCUUACUUUUUUUCUUUUGUGCAAAGCUUACUUCUGUUAAUCUUUGUGUCCCUCACAAUUGAAACGUCAAGAAAGAUAUUUGAUCGGAGAAAAGAUAUGACGGGAGGAAUAGGGUUGGGAGACACGACGUACACAAAGGUUUUUGUGGGAGGAUUAGCUUGGGAGACGCACAAGGAUACGUUGAAGAAGCAUUUCGAGCAGUUUGGGGAGAUUUCAGAAGCUGUAGUCAUCACCGACAAGGCUUCCGGCAGAUCUAAGGGCUAUGGAUUCGUGACAUUCAAGGAGACAGAUGCGGCGAGCAAGGCUUGUGUGGACGCUACUCCGGUGAUCGACGGAAGAAGAGCUAACUGCAACCUUGCCUCUCUUGGUCUUCAAAGAUCCAAACCCUCCACUCCUAACCAUGGGGGAGGGAGAAUUAACAAUAUGAGAGUGAUGAUGAGCACAACGCAAACUGGUUUUGGACCACCUCAUCCACCACCCACUUUCCCUCAUUAUCCCCACCUCCCUCUCAAUCUCUUUGGGUACUCUCCAUACUCGUCAGAUUACUCUCCAUUCCCAACGAGCUUGUACGGUGUGUACGGCUGCAACUCAGGUGGACAAUACGGACUAUAUAUAAAUGGAAAUGGUGGAGGCGGUGGACUAACCGCAGCUGCCGCAUCCGCGGCUCCAUUUUAUCCCUGUGGUAGCGGUGGAGGGCAUGGUGGGGUCCAAUUUUCCCAACCACAACCAUUUUAUCAUCAGUUCUCUUCUUAUGACAACCCGCACCAUUACUCUCCUGCCACCAUUUCUCUUCAACAAGGUGUAACGGGCUUUCCGCUUCAGCCACCUCUCAUUCCUUACCGUUGAAAGAAGCUUGGAGUCUUUGGUAGCCAUCAAGCUUCACAUCGUACUUCAUCAUAAUUUUCAUCUUCUUCUCAAGUCAAGAGUCAUCUAUGGUUUAAUGGGUGCUCUCUGGCUAUGAUCUCAACAACUUUCUCUUUCCCACACUGCUCUAGAAGCCACCUCAUAUUAUGGAAUUUGAGGUGGCUUUUAUUUGAAGAUCCCCAAUGGGAUCUCCAGUUACAGAUGGUGAUCAUGUCGUAUUGACAUCUCUCACUUUCUUGCAUUUGCAUCUUCUAGAGAGAAAAGGGUUCUCUCUCGAUAGGGUGAUAAUGCUAAUGGAGCAGAAUCGUUAAUCACUCAUCAUGUGCCAAACUCAAAGCUGAUGCAUGUAUCGGCUUAGUUUUGUCAUGUUGUUUAGCCUAGGGAUGGCUAAUCAACAAGGCAAAGCAAAAUCUCUGUUAGGAUUAAUGUAUAAAAAUCAAGCACUACAACCAUGUGCUGUUUGAAACACUGAAUCAAUGAUCUCAUGUUUAAGGAAAACAUCAGCUAGCCUUUUUGUUGCAUGAUGAACAUGUUAGUCUUAUUUAGCAUUAGGACUUAAUAAGGUCAUCAAGUCUUCUUCCCCAUGGAGGGGAGGAAUGUCUUAAGAUUAUCUUGGUUAUAUGCAUUUUUCAAAGUAUUUGUUAGUUUCUACAACUUUUUAUUUAGAAUAUCGCAUAAAGGGCAAUGCCUUAAUGACACUAGAAAUAUAAGUCUAAGGAUGUAAUCUGUAAUAUUCUAAAACCUAAACAAUACCUGUUAAGGAUAUUAUUUCUCGACAACAUAUUCUUAUCUAAUUAGGUUUUAUCACCUUGUGUUCAUGUCUGUUCUUGUAUCUACAUUUUGGUUUGAACAUGAAAUCAACAAAAGAUUCAUUCUCCAAUGACCCCUGCACUAGCUCACAAUUAUUCUUGUUCUGAAUAAUCUUUAAAGCCAAUAGAGGGCUGAAACUUUUUAAGAGUAGAUGUUUUCUCAUAUAUGGUUGUGUGCCAUCUUGAGAGAAAAAAAUGGUGUAGCCCCAUCCAUGUUCUAUCUCUCAAGUCUGUCCUCUAAAGCAUGCUAGAUGUGAUGGAGAUAAGAUCCCUGUUCAGGGCAGACCCACCAGAAAUUUUCUAUGAUAUCAGAGAAACAAAUUUUAUCAGUGUAGUCCUCAAGAUCUCCCAUACCACACAAGUUAUUCAAGAAGGCCCAUUAUGGGGGAAAUGGAACGUGUCAGUUUAUAUUGGUUUUGAAUAAAACCCGCUAAAUGUGCUGAGUUAAAUUCUUGAAGACAAAGGUGUAGGAUGAUAAGUCCCACUUUGCUUUCCACUCCUCCAGAUUCCCAUAACUCGUCUCUUCUAUAAAGCUUUAGUUCGUUUGCUUUCGAGAGCUUCAAAACAACUCACUGUUUCUGUAUUUAACAUUUACUGCAAGAUUCUGGAUCAGCCCCAUACAUGCUUCACGGACCCACAACUUGGAAUUUUGACUAAAUUGGUAGUGAUGAAACAAAGACAUUUUACAUGUAUAUAUAUUCCUGUUCCAGCAACUUUUCACUUGGUCAAAUCCUUUCAUACCAAUUUCAAG